AUGUCUCAACCAAACCAGAAUCUCGAUCUUAAAUAUACGAAGAUCUUCGUUGGUGGUUUGGCUUGGAAAACCACAACUGAUGAUUUGAGAAGCUUUUUUCAACAGUUCGGUGAAGUUCUUGAUGCUAAUGUUGUUUUUGAAACUUACCCAACUCUAAGAUCAAAAGGCUUUGGCUUUGUUACUUUUAGAGAUGCUGAAUCUGCAGAUAGAGCUUUGGCAAAUCCGAGUCCGAUUAUUGAUGGAAGAAGAGCCAAUAUCAAUCUAGCUUACCUUCGUGCAAAGAAUAACAACAACAACACUAACCACGACGUUAAUCAGGUGCCACCGCAUCAAUAUCCGCUAGCUCCUCAAUACCCAAAUCCAUAUUUCCCUCCAUUUUACUGGAAUCCAAAUUAUGGACAAGUUCGUUACAUGCCUAGCGUUCCAUACAUGGCCAUGACCUAUCCACCGCUCUAUGUUUCAACGUAUGGGGUGCAACAAAACUUGCAACAGAGGGACACUGGACGACUACCUGUCCGUGUUUCUGCGCCUCAAAGUUCAUCGGUUCGAAUUCAUGAAGUCAGUGAGAACAAUAAAGAAGUGGUAGUCACUGCAGAUGUUAAGGAGAUCGACACAGAACCAGAGAGUGAUGUGGAUCAAGAAGAAGAGAUCAUGAGUGGACAAGAUCACAAUGGCUUGGAGCAAAAUGUAGAGGAUAUUGAUGUAGAUACCUUGAUUGGACACAAUGAGACUGUCUUUGAGGGUACAUGUCAAAACGAGAGAGUCUUUGAAGCUGAAGACACACCACACGCAAACGGGUUUGAUCUUGAUAGGAAUUGUGAAUGCGCAUCACAAAUGAACGGGAUUGAUCAGGAAGCACAAGGAGAAGAACGCAUGAGUUAA
Messenger RNA from Arabis nemorensis, 882 nucleotides. The record is from the annotation of a GenBank genome assembly. Lineage: Eukaryota; Viridiplantae; Streptophyta; Magnoliopsida; Brassicales; Brassicaceae.